This is a messenger RNA of Dictyostelium purpureum, 1002 nucleotides long. RefSeq lists its product as uncharacterized. Lineage: Eukaryota; Evosea; Eumycetozoa; Dictyosteliales; Dictyosteliaceae. Bases 1 to 1002 code for a protein of 333 amino acids. The record is from RefSeq and is a predicted model, not a curated record. The transcript is spliced from 4 exons.
AUGCCAUUCAAUACUCCAACAGGAUCUGCUGUGGUCGAUAUUAUGAAUGAAAGGAUUUUAAUCAAUUAUAUAAAGAUUUGGUCUAAUAAUUCCAACCACGAAAUAUUGCUUCUAUAUUAUAAUAUCUCAAAACUAAUAUCAAAUACUAUCAUAAAAAGUCAAAGUCGCAGAAACUCAAAUUCUUUCAAAGUCUUUCAAUCUCGAGUAAAUCAGAUAAAGCAAAAUUCAAAUCAAUUACAAGUUCAUGUAAAAAUUCAAAAGCCAAGUAACUCUUCAGACGCAUCAGAGGACUCUUCAAAAGGUUCAUCAGAUAGCAGAUCAUCAUCAGCCAGUACAUCAUCAGCUAUCGGUUCAUCAUCAGCUAACACCCAAGAAGAUCUUCAAUCCAAAAAUCACAAUAUUAAAUCAGAGAUUAUAAUUCUUCAAGAUAAAUUCAGUAAAGAAUCUUUCAACAUUGGUCAUGAUACUCUAGUUGGUAUAUCAGAAGUUUCACCGAGUUCUCAUACUGAUAGAAGGGAUAGAUCCAUCAACAUUGGUUUUUCAAAGAAAUUGAUUAAAAGCAUGAAAUCGAAUGUUGGUAGUUCAAAUGCAGGUGUUAAUGGUUCACCAAUCAUCCUAUUGAAUACUUCAGAAGAAAUCAAUGGUGAUAGAAUCAAAGAGAUUGAACAUGAAUCUGAAAGUUAUAGAAUUGCAAAAAAGAAUUUAGCAAUGGAAAAAGAUUUAGAAACAAAUCUUCUACCUUUAAAAUUUAGUACACUCAAAGAAUCACUCUUAAGAGAUCUCAAAAAUAGAUAUAAUAUAGCAACUAAUGAAAGAAGAAAGAGAAAAGAAAAAGAAAAAAAAAAGGAAAAAGGAGGGGAAAAAGAAAGAGAAAAACAUAGAGACAGAGAUAGGGAUAGGGACAGAAAUAGGGAUAAAGACAGAGAAAGGUCAAGAUCCAAAGAUAGAAAAAAGAAAGAAAAAGAUCAAUUUCAAAAGAAAAAGAUAAAGAAAGAUAAAUAA